UUCAACCUUAGCGAUUGAAAUUUUGAACAGAAACCCAAAUGAAACGUCGUCAUUCUUUAUCAAACCGUCAAACACGAUACAGUAAUGAUCAACUAAAUGAAUUUUGUACAAAUGGAUCAAACUAUUUAUCGUCGGAACAAGUUAUUAAACGCCACCAGAUUAUCAAGAAAGGGCAUUUUCUCAGAAACAAAAAGUUAAGAUGGCUUAAAUACUCUGUUGCUGGCCUAACACCAAUUGAAGGUACUCGCUUCAUCGCUUUCAAGACUCCCUUACAUCCGUAUUUCUUCGCUUCGGAAGUGACAGAGAGGCACCGUUUUGACGUUGAUGCGAUCGUUAACCAUAUGGCCUCUCAAAAUAAAACGCUUGGUCUAGUGAUUGAUCUAACUGAUACAAAUCGUUAUUAUGAUCCUACUAGAUGGAUAAGACACAAGGUGAUUAAUAAAGAAUAAUUUAGAAAAAUUAUUUAGGUUGCCUAUAACAAAUUAAACUGUCCUGGACAUCAAGUAAAUCGCAGUGAAUUUUUCUUUGAAACAUUUCUUCAAAUAAUCAAAAAUUUUAUUGCUCAAAAUGUUGAUAAUGACAAGCUCAUUGGAGUCCACUGCACACACGGAUUGAAUAGAACCGGUUACUUGAUUUGCCGAUAUUUAAUACAAGAGGACAAUUGGAGUGCUACACAAGCAAUUGAAAGCUUUGGAUCAGCAAGAGGUUACCCUAUAGAACGAGGUGCUUAUAUACAAUCCUUGUACAAGAUUGAGAGGAUGAUGAACAGCGUUGAUUGUGAUGAGGAUAAUUUGGAAUUUUUUAAAACUUAAGGCUUAUUCGAAACUUAUUAUCCUACUUUUAUGGCAUUUGGUUGUUUAUUUUUAAUAUUUGAUAAAAAUAAAAUAGUGGAAAGUUUCCAGAUUAACCUCAAUUCGGCCCUGCCUAAUUCG
Messenger RNA from Meloidogyne enterolobii, 932 nucleotides. Lineage: Eukaryota; Metazoa; Nematoda; Chromadorea; Rhabditida; Meloidogynidae. The record is from the annotation of a GenBank genome assembly.